GUCGCUAACAUGGAGGAGGCCAACAAGCUGGUCGGCACCGGGAAGAAGCACCUGGUGAUGGGGAAGGUGGUGGAGGCGGUGAGCGCCCUGCAGGAGGCCUGUGGCAUGCUGGCUAAAGAGUAUGGCGACACAGCUGAUGAGUGUGGAGAGGCUUUCUUCUGGUGCGGUAAGGCGCUGCUGGACCUGGCACGGAUGGAGAACUCAGUCCUGGGUAACGCUCUGGAAGGAGUUCCUGAAGAAGAUGAGGAGGAAGAGAAACCCAAAGACUCCAAUGUUGAGAGCACAGAAAACAUUGAUGAGAAGACCAGAGACGAGAUGAGGGUUCAGGUGUACGACGCCAUGGCCGAGAAGAAAAACGAAGAUGCCCAAAAGGCUGAAGGAAAGCUGAGUGAAAAGGCAGAGAAGAAAGACGAAGAUGCCCAAAAGGCUGAAGGGAAGCAGAGCGAAAACCCAGACAAGAAAGACGAAGAUGCCCAAAAGUCUGAAGGGAAGCAGAGCGAAAAGCCAGAGAAGAACGGUGCCGUGGUGAAGGCCUCCGCUGGUGAUGCACAACAGAAAGCAGCAAAGAAGGGAGAGGAGGAAAAGAAGAGCAAGGUUACUGAAGACAAAUCUACUGAAACUGAAGACGAGAAGGAAAAUGAGAAACAAGGCGAGAAAUCAGCAGAGGAAGCAGAAGACGGUGAAGAAGAAGGCGAGGAGGAGGAAGAGGAGGAAAUGGAGGCUGACGCACAAGAGCAAGGCGAAGGAGACGCCACCGCUGAGAAGGACAGUGAGGAUGAUGAUGAGGAGGGGGAGGAGGUGGGGAACCUGCAGCUCGCCUGGGAGAUGCUGGAAGUGGCCAAGGUCAUUUACAAGAGGAAAGAGUCUAAGGAUGAUCAGCUGAUGGCAGCGCAGACCCACCUGAGACUGGGUGAAGUUUCUGCUGAAUCAGGAAACUACUCCCAGGCGUUGGAGGAUUUCCAGGAGUGUCUGAAGCUGCAGGUGAAACACCUGGACUCCGACAGCCGCCUGCUGGCUGAGACUCACUACCAGCUGGGCCUGACCUACAGCCUGAACCUCCAGUACCACCUGGCUGUGGACCAGCUGAACUGCUCCAUCUCCGUCAUAAAGAGCAGGCUGGACAAGCUGCAGCAGCUGCUGGACAAGGCCGAGGGCCCGGAGGCUCUGCCCGGCGAGAGGAAGGAGAUGGAGGAGCUGAAGGCUCUGCUCCCAGAGAUCAAGGAGAAGGUGGAGGAUGCCACAGAGGGACUAAAAAUGACAAGUGCUGCUUUGGGGUCUGUGAAGGAUGCACUGGGGGGAGGCUCUACUUCCUCUGCAUUCCCAGAGUCUGCUCUACAGAACGGUGACGCUGCCUCCAGUUCAAAAGUGAACGGCACAUCACCUAAAAGAGUCAGUUCCACCAACGGACACUCGUCCUCGGCUGCAGUCUCUGACAUCUCCCACCUGGUCAGGAAGAAGAGGAAACCCGAGGAGAGUCCAGUGAAGGAGGGUGCGGUGAAGAAGGUGAAGCACGAGUCUCCCACUGACAAAGUCGACAAAGCCGGCAGCAAAAACUGACGGCAAAACAAACAGUAUGGAAUUCGACAGUAAGUGAACCUGGUUUCCCUCCUGACUUUCCUCUGCGCCCAAGAGAUUCACCGUCCCGCCAACCACUUGUUCUUGUCGGACUUGUUUGCUGUUGUAAAUAUGCAUCUAUAACUA
Molecule: messenger RNA, 1701 nt
Organism: Limanda limanda (common dab)
Lineage: Eukaryota; Metazoa; Chordata; Actinopteri; Pleuronectiformes; Pleuronectidae
Product: histone-binding protein N1/N2-like
Exons: 13
Coding region: 10-1557 (515 amino acids)
Biological process (GO): DNA replication-dependent chromatin assembly; CENP-A containing chromatin assembly
Cellular component (GO): nucleoplasm
Molecular function (GO): histone binding
Source: RefSeq, a predicted model, not a curated record